GUUGUUGAGUAUGCGCAGACGAGGUUGGCAGAAAUCGAUGAGACUACCACAGAAGAAGAUAUUGUGAAUUGUGUCGGUUAUAGGGCAGACGUUAACGACAUUAGUUUCGUCGUCUGCACGUGGAAUGGAUGCAACAAGUAUUUCACUAAAAUGGAAAAAUUCACACAACAUCGUAGACGUGAUCACGACACAGAGGAAGUUACAAAGGAUAUCUGGAUAUUCGGUAAUGUAAAUAAAGGAGGAGAAACAUCAACUAAUACGAUAUCUUCCAAAGCAACAGAAUCCGAAAGUUCAACGUCCAUACAAAAGACGACGACAUCGCCAGUCAAGGUCUCAGCACCAUUACCUAUUAAUCCUUCUUCGCCUUUAAUGAGAGUAGAUGGAACAUCGACUCUAACGCCGACAACCACCACCAUAGGAUUAUCUAAUAAACCACGGAGACCAAUAAAAGAUCAACUUGAUUUGCCAAAUCCGAUGGACAAUUCAUUACCAGCAAAGCGAAGUCGUGAUUCGAGCGCCUUAGAAAAAGAGAUUAUCAGUAAGAGAAGGGAAACACAGGCUUCACCGCAAUUUCCUGGUGGACACAGUAACAAUGGAAACGGAAAUAAUGAUAUUCGCCAAGUGCAACGACCGCCAAGAAGAUUUACGAUGGAAGAAGAACAAAUAGUUGGACCUGAUGCACGAAUAAGAUAUCCAAGAGGAAAUCGUGGACCGAAUGCAAAUCCAAUGUAUGGGUUGCCUUAUGACACUGGCGAUCCUCGAUACUACAACGCCAUGCAAAUGCACCCUAUGAACUUCGUUUAUAGUGAAAUGCCACCACCACCGCCUCCACGUUAUGACGGAAGUUAUGGCGAUAUGCCCUAUGGACAGUUUUAUGGUAAUGGAAAUCGUAGGUUUUUGAACAGUCCACCACCACCGCCACCUCCAACGCGACGUUCGAGAUAA
This is a messenger RNA of Acaulospora morrowiae, 945 nucleotides long. NCBI's taxonomy places the organism in Eukaryota, Fungi, Glomeromycota, Glomeromycetes, Diversisporales, Acaulosporaceae. The record is from the annotation of a GenBank genome assembly.